This is a messenger RNA of Polyodon spathula (Mississippi paddlefish), 4465 nucleotides long. RefSeq names its product protein-O-mannosyltransferase 2 (gene pomt2). Bases 697 to 3039 code for a protein of 780 amino acids. Gene Ontology annotation, molecular function: dolichyl-phosphate-mannose-protein mannosyltransferase activity. Gene Ontology annotation, biological process: protein O-linked glycosylation via mannose. The transcript is spliced from 21 exons. Gene Ontology annotation, cellular component: endoplasmic reticulum; membrane. NCBI's taxonomy places the organism in Eukaryota, Metazoa, Chordata, Actinopteri, Acipenseriformes, Polyodontidae. The record is from RefSeq and is a predicted model, not a curated record.
ACACACUCUGUGGAUGCAGUUAACUACAACUUCCACAGGCCUUGCUUCUCUAUCCUGUUGAGUCAUCGAAUGGCUGAACUUACUUGCCCAUUUGUAUUCACCAACGCUGUCAAGGAUUGUUUAUACGCUUAUUUGCUGUACUUCUCCACUUUGACGUUUGCAAAAUUUUCGUAGGUUUGUGAUUCACAUACCGGUGCGACUUUCGUGUAUUUUCUAAAGCUUUUACGGCGACUGUUUUUCGUCUGUGUUUGAAUUCGGUUCCCAUAGAAACCACGUUCGUGCGACCAAUGCUAAACUACUGAAAUAUGAGGCUUCUCAUUCUUUCUAUGUUAUGUUAUUGUUUAAUGAAAGACUGUAAAGGUUAGGCUAUAUCUGACUGCAUUAUGGAAGGAAACGCGGAAUGAAGCCUAUUGUAUUUUUUGAUAGACAGAAAAGUAUUGUAUUUGUUUAUUUUUUACUUAAAAUGCAAUGCAUUUCAGAGUUUACAAAUUCAUCAAAACCACUUUGAGCAACGUAUUUUUUUUUUAUGCAGGUCAGCUUAUUUUGACUGCGGUAUGCAAAUGUAUACAUUUAAAUGCUGAUGAACUUUUACUAUUUCUUUCUUAUUCGACUUUGUUGGACUGAAUGCUACAGAAUAAGCUAAUUGUAAGAUUUAAUUAAAAUUGCUGCUAUUUUUGGUUUGGACUUGCCUGCAAAAUGUCUGUAGAAAGCAGAGGUUGCGAAUCAGAAUGUAACCCUAAACACGGUUCGAGUGCAUUACGAAAAAGAGUAACUGAAAGAGAACCCCACAGAGGGAAUGUGAAAGUUGCCGAAAACCCUGAAACAGGGGGAGCAAACAAUAAACACCAAAACCACUCCUUGAAUCCCAGGGAAAAUGUGCAAGUCAUUGGAGCCACUGAACAUCUGCUUAACUUUAAAAAAUGCAACCCCACCGCUAGUACUACAAGCGCCCACCAAGAAUGGACCGUCUACUCACUUAUACUAGUGGCCCUGUUGUCCCUUUGCACAAGGUUUUAUAAAAUCCUAGAACCGCCUCAUAUUUGCUGGGAUGAAACACACUUUGGUAAAAUGGGAAGCUACUACAUCAACCAGACCUUUUUCUUUGAUGUUCACCCACCACUUGGAAAGAUGCUGAUUGGUUUGGCUGGAUACCUGACUGGCUAUGAUGGCUCUUUCCCGUUUGUCAAACCUGGGGACAAAUUUGAAGAGCACAACUAUGCUGGAAUGAGAGCGUUUUGUGCCCUCCUUGGUUCAUGUCUGCCCCCAUUCGCUUACCUCACUGUGCUGGAGUUAUCCAAGUCGCUCCCUGCCGCUCUGAUUACUGCAUCACUUCUUAUUUUCGAUACGGGCUGCAUCACAAUCUCACAGUAUAUCUUGUUGGACCCCAUCUUGAUGUUUUUUAUAUUGGGGUCCGUGUUGAGCAUGGUAAAGUUCAACUCUCAUCGAGAAAGAGCUUUCUCAGGGUCUUGGUGGCUGUGGCUGCUACUCACAGGGGUGAAUCUGGCUGGGGCUCUGGGAGUGAAGUUUGUGGGGCUCUUUGUGAUCCUGCUGGUGGGAAUGAAUACAGUUCGGGAUCUCUGGCGUUUGCUGGGAGAUAUAAACCUCUCACUGGUUCUGCUUGGAAAGCACUUGCUAGCUCGGGUGUUUUGCCUGAUCCUGCUGCCUGCCUCCUUGUACAUAUCAUUCUUUGCAAUCCAUUUUCUAGUUUUAAACAAAAGCGGUCCCGGUGAUGGCUUCUUCAGCUCUGCAUUCCAGUCUCGACUGAUUGGGAACAACUUGCACAAUGCCUCCAUGCCAGAGUACCUGGCAUAUGGCUCUACUGUCACAAUGAAAAAUGUGCGGAUUGCUGGCGGGUACCUCCAUUCCCACUGGCAUCUGUACCCAGAGGGGGUCGGUGCUCGACAACAGCAGAUCACUGCCUAUUCACAUAAGGACUUCAAUAACUUGUGGUUCGUAAGGAAACAAGACUUUAAAACAGAAAACCCUACCGACCCAGUGGAAUUUGUCAAACACGGGGACAUCAUCAGACUUGAACACAAAGAAACAUCACGCAACCUGCACAGCCACCUACAUGAAGCCCCAUUAACAAAGAAACACUUUCAGGUUACAGGAUAUGGAAUUAACGGCACAGGAGACCCGAAUGAUUUCUGGCAGAUCGAGGUGUGUGGUGGGAAGCCUGGAGAUCUGGUCAAAGUGCUGAGGAGUAAAGUCCGUCUCAUUCACUUGUCCACCGGCUGUGUCCUGUUCUCCUCUGGAAAAACUCUGCCAAAGUGGGGCUGGGAACAGGUGGAAGUCUCUUGCAGUCCCUACCUGAAGGACACACCCAACUCCCAGUGGAACUUUGAGGAUCACGUCAAUACUAAAUUGCCAAAUAUUAGCCUUGAGGUGCUCAAGCCCUCUUUCCCAGAGAUCCUCCUUGAGUCCCACAUUGUAAUGAUCAGGGGUAACAGCGGUCUGAAACCUAAAGAUAAUGAAGUCAAUUCUAAACCCUGGCACUGGCCAAUAAACUACCAGGGCCUGCGGUUCUCGGGUGUGAAUGAGACAGAAUAUCGAAUUUAUCUCCUGGGAAACCCUGUGAUCUGGUGGUUAAAUUUGUUCAGCAUUGCCCUCUACAUGGUUAUGGUUACCAUAGCAGCAACAUUUAUACAGAGAGGGAUUCCACUGAGCCAGAAAGCCAGAGAGCGAUGCAGGGUGCUGAUGGAAGGCGGAAGGGAGAUGAUGCUGGGGUGGCUACUUCAUUACCUUCCCUUUUUCACUAUGGGCCGCAUCCUGUACUAUCACCAUUACUUUCCUGCUUUUCUUUUCAGCAGUAUGCUAACCGGGAUAACUUGGGACACCAUGCUGCAGAGUUGGGACUUGUUUGUUAGUCCUUCUGUCACGCGAAUGGUAUACAGUGGAGGAGUGGCUGUGCUGGUCGUACUCUUCUUGUACAGUUUCUACUUGUUCCAUCCUCUCUCCUAUGGCAUGGUUGGACCACCUGCUCACGACCCCAGCAGUCCCAUGGCAGGACUCAAGUGGAUGGAAUCCUGGGAGUUCUAAGAUAGCAGUCAGUGGACCAGAUCCAAGGUCUUUCACUCUUAAAAUGUACUUUUUAUUUUUUGGUUAUGCUGAAUUUAAAAGGUUUUUGUUAAUGUUACAAAACUGGAAACUAGAGGCUGGCUUUUUUUAGCCCUGGAUCACGAGAUUACGUUACAGGGACUGAUCUAUCAUAGUCAUGAGUGCCUUUCUUUGGCGUCGCUAACCACUACAUUUUGAUGUGCAUUUCUUCCAUGUUAAAUUUUGCUUUUUCAUAAAUUGAUAUGGAUGUGGAUUAACACUAGAAGUUUUAGUUCUUGAGUGAUGCUUGGAAUUUGGUUCUGGUUAAUGGAGGACAGAAAUUUAGUUUUAUUCAUCUUGUCGGUUGUGGAUGCUUUUCACCAUUUGAAGUUAUCAAAGGGAUCCUUUGACAAUAUCUAAGAAAAAAUGACCAGAAAUGUUAAUUCAGUCAUGCGUUUGUCAGGAUUCCUUUGAGAUUAAAUAUUUCUAAUACGGUCCUGUUUGUACCCAUUGUAAGAUUGUCACCUAACCCUAACCCUGAGGUCACGUUAUCUCAUAACCUCUCCUGUAGGGUUACACAGCAUUUCAUUAUACAACACAGGCUUUCUGUGAGACGUUUAUAACCCUUUUAGCAAUAACUACUUCAAGUUCUGGAGUUUUAGGACAAUGUAGGUUUAAUGUUUUUGUUUUGUUUUGUUUGUUUUUUACUUUAAUGCUCACUGCCUUAGUGUAGUGGUAUUGAAAUAAUGCUUUUUGGUAUUUAUUUAUAUUUGUGUUAGUUGUGUUGCUGUCUAUCUGAUAAAUUUAAACACCUGUUAAAAUAUAUUUAUAUUUUUUACUGUCACCAAUGCUUUUUUACACGCCAGUAAGUAUCAUGAGGUCAUUGAAUUUCAUUGUUUUCUUUAAAAAUCCUGAUCUGCAGAUACAAACAAAAUGGUAUUUGGUAUGGUGCAUUUUAACUGUGUGUUAUAAUAAUCAGUUGAAGAUGUGGGACACACAAUAAAUAAGUCCACUUUCUUUUCUUUUAAGAAAAGCUUCUGCAGCACAGAAUGACAUCUUGAGUUAGUACUAUGGAAAAUACAUCUUGAGUGUCUGACGUUUACUGCAGUAUUAGAAAAUUAACAGUAACUUUACUCGAACUAGGACUAUUAUUUUUGAAAAAAAUAAAUUGUGUUCAGACUGUGUGUUUUGUAAUGAUUUUUUCUUUUUAGAAACAGAACACAUUCUGUUGUAGUUUUUAAAGCUAAAAUAAGCCAACUGCACUGGUAUUUUAUUGAGCAAUAAAUCACAGAAGGAUAGAUAAACUCAACACUCGGACUUGCUCAACAUUGAGCAAUAUGAUUUUAAAGAACUUUUAAAAUGAGUGAAAGAAGAAUUCUGUUUUCAUCUUCAAACUUUCUUUUUUAUUUUGUUUUGUUCAUGAACUUUU